AUGUCCUCCAACGUCGGCCUCUCCACCCCGCGUGGCAGCGGAACAUCUGGCUACGUCCAACGCAACAGCGCCUUCCUCAAACCACGCAAUGCAGGCUACGGCGCCCCCUACCCACCCGUCUCAUCAUCCGAUGACAAAGGGUUAGGAAAUUUCCGUCAACGCAAACCUGAUCAAAAAAUUCUUGACCACGACCGGAAACGCGCGAUUGAGCUACAGGUCCUGGAAGAGCGCGACCGGCUUGAGGAAGAGAAUGACGAGCUUGAGAAAGACAAGAAAACGGUCUUGACGGAGGAGGAGAUUGAUGAGCGGUGCGAUGCGUUGAGGGCGAGAUUAUUGAAGGAGUUGGAGGAAGGGGGGGAGAAAUCGGGCUCGCGACGGCAGCAACAGCGUGGUAGUGGUGGCGGUGGACAGUAUGAGAAGGAUAGGAGGCAAUUGAAGAGCUAUCAGGUGCAUGAGUUGGCGGAGGCGAAGAUACAGGAGAGUGAGAGGUUGAGGAAGGCUUUGGGGAUCAAGGAGGAUUGGGAAAAGAAAGAUGCGGGUUCGGCGACGAAAGAGAAGGAGAAGGUUGAAAGGAGAGAGGAGGGCGAAGGUGGUCGUGAUAGAGAACGGGAUGAGCGGAGUCGUCGUCGAUGA
Messenger RNA from Talaromyces amestolkiae, 633 nucleotides. RefSeq lists its product as uncharacterized. The transcript has a single exon. Bases 1 to 633 code for a protein of 210 amino acids. The record is from RefSeq and is a predicted model, not a curated record. Lineage: Eukaryota; Fungi; Ascomycota; Eurotiomycetes; Eurotiales; Trichocomaceae.